This is a messenger RNA of Symbiodinium pilosum, 865 nucleotides long. Lineage: Eukaryota; Dinophyceae; Suessiales; Symbiodiniaceae. The record is from the annotation of a GenBank genome assembly.
AUGGCUUGUAGGCUGAUGCUGGCGACCCUGGAGGAUAUUCGUGCCGCGCUGAAUGUGUUGGCCCUGAACUUCGACCUCAAGGACAAGGUUGUGGAAGAGCUGCUGAAAGUAGGGGUUCGUAACUUGGAGGAAUUCCGCUUCUUGUUCGGCCUGGGGGAUGAGGCAGCCGUCCAGACAGCCCGGCUGCGGAGAACAUGGGCUGCCGCCCGUGUCUACUUUUCUCAGGAUCGCUCCAAGGUGGCUCUUGCAGAUCUGGACUCCUUGUUGGAGGAGUCGGAGCUUCGCGACGCCAAGCAGGCGUUUUGGCAGAGGUACCGCCUGAGGUUCCCGGCUGAAGUGUGUGGAGUGUGGAAGGUGCGCUCCCUCCAAUUUCAGUUGGGCACCUUCCAGAAGAAGAGGCGACUGGGCGAUGGCCUCUUGACAGAGGAGGCUGAGACCGAGGAAUCCUACACCGCGGAUUGCGACACCUACCUCAACAAAUUGCAUACAUUGCUGAUCGCAUACUCCCUUGCAGGCUCCCAGCCCAUUCCAGGCGCCUCCGAUGCAUCCAAGGAGCAGACGCUGGGGCUGCCAGCCAAUAAGUGCCUGGCUUGGUUGCAAGCCCGGGAUGCAGAAGAGCGGUUAGAAUGGGUCAGCAAGUACCGUGAGAGUACCAGACCGCUGCGUGGGGGCCGUGGUGAAGACUUGGUUCCGGAUGUCUCUGCGCCACCAGCAGCCGCAGCCCCGGCGCCAUCUGCGCCCAAGCCCACUCUGGAGUCCAAGUUCCUGCCAGGGCCAGUCAUCAACGGGAAGUUGACAGCCAAGCAGAUGCGGGACGGCCUGCGCCUGUGCGAGGGAUUCAUCAAAGGAUCGUGCUCCAACAAAA